AUGAAUAAUAUUCAUUAAUAUGAUAGAUCAUUGUUAACAGUUGAUAUUGUAGGUGCAUAACCAAAAUAAAAGAGUUCUUAUUUAGAUAAAAUCAUCGCACAUGAUAUUCGUUAUAAUAAUCCAACUAAAUUAUAGUAUAUACAAUCUUUGAACAUUAUUUAGAUAUACAAUUCCUAAAUAAGAUCCUCAAUAUGGUCGCAGAAGAUAUUAACAUGAUUUCCAUCAUUUUUGUAAUAGUUGUGUUCCUUAAGGAGAAAACUAUUUUGAUGGAUCUCAUAAGAAACAUUACAACCUACAUGAAGGUGAAAUCAAAUAAUACAGAGCUUUAGAGAAUUAUUAUGAUUAACCAAAGUAUUAUGACUUAAUAUUAGGAAAUCUCUAAGAGGAUAGAAUACUCGCUACUAAAGAUAUAGAAGGAGCUAUACCUGGAACUUAUACUAGUAAAAUUGUAAGAAAUUAAGAGAAAGCUUAAAAAUUCAGACAAGAAAGAGACUAACUAAGAGCAUAAAAUAAUAAAGCACUUUAUCUAUCUUAAUUGGAAUCCAAAAUUGAUAAUCAAUCUGAAAUUGAUAAGCAACCUUAAAGGAAUAAAUCAUAUUCUAUCUAACCUACUCCUUAAAAUUAAACAUUUGAAAACAAAAACACUGAAUUGCAUUAACCUAAAUAUGAAUAUAUGAAUAAACCUUUAAAACUUCCACCUAUUCUAGAUAGAGAAACUCCUGUCAUCAAUCCAAUAUCGAAUAAAUUAUAAUUAAGAUAAAAUUAUAAGAAUUAUCUUCUAGAAGAUUAUGAUAAAACUAUAUCAAUCCUAUAGUAAAAUUAACCUAUGAGAUUAUUUGUAUGA
Messenger RNA from Paramecium sonneborni, 844 nucleotides. The record is from the annotation of a GenBank genome assembly. Lineage: Eukaryota; Ciliophora; Oligohymenophorea; Peniculida; Parameciidae.